UUAUGUAUUAAAUAUAAAUGAACGAAUAACAUUAUAAUUUACAACACAUGUGCAAUUUUAAUAUUUCUUUUUAACUGUUAAUUUCAAGAAUGAGUCUUGUGGAGGGCAAAAGAAUAACUUUUAAAAGAGCCAGACCUAAUCCAUUGUUUCAGGACUGGCUAGAGGAAUUAUACGAACAAGCUCUACAAAAAAAGAGUAAACUUGGAAACAUUCUGAAGGAAGCUUUGGAUUCUAUAUCAAAAUAUCCAUUGCCUUUACAAUCUGGAGCAGAGUGUGCUAUAUUAAAAGGAUUCGAUAAACGUUUGUGCUUAUUCCUUGACAAACGCUUGGAAGAAUAUAAAAAUUUAAAUAAAGUUACCUCGAACUCCUCCCCAAACGGAAUUGUUAACAUAUCAUCACCGCCCAGAAAAAAAUAUGCAGUAAUUUCGCCUAGUCUACCUAUAGAAAAGAAUAAACCAUCAGAAACUCUCUCUAGCAAUGUUAAUCCCAAUCCAAGACACAGAAAAAAUCAUAUUAAAUACAAACCAGUUUUUCGUUCUGGAGGCUAUGCUAUCUUGAUGGGUCUAUUAGAUCAUACAACAUGUAGCACUACAGAGUCACUCAAUAAAGAUGAAUUAAUUGAAAAAGCACAAAGAUAUUGUGAUGAAUCUUUUACCAGACCAAAACCAGAAUCUUUUUAUACUGCAUGGUCAAAUAUGAGCAGAUUAAUAGCGAAAGGCUUAGUAAAAAAAACUGGAAGUAAAAAAUGUCAAUACUUUUUGACUGAUUUGGGUAUAUUAGUAGCUAAUGAACUUUUAUGCGAUACUCAAAAUAUGCCAUCUGUUAAUGAUAUUAUUUUUAAAGAUCAAUCAUAUGGUACUGUAGCAUCUCAGAAUAUAGAAAAUGAAGUAAUAGUGCUUGAAGAACAUAGUUCUAAAACAGAUUAUGUUUCUGAGAAUAUAGAUUUAAUAAAAAACAAUAUGCUAGAUGAGCAAAUAGCUGACUUAGAACAACAAUUGAUAGUAAUGGAUGCUGGCACUUUCAAUAUCAUACUACUAAUUGACAAAAACGAAACUAGUGGGUUGUCCAAAAAGAAUGACCCUACAGUGGCAGAGUUUAAUAAAUUCCCUGAUUUGAAACAUGAAUACCGCAGUUUAAAAGUUGGAGACUUCACCUGGGUGGCUCGGCAUAAAACCAGUAACCAAGAAUUGGUCCUUCCAUAUGUUGUUGAAAGAAAAAGAAUGGAUGAUUUGGGUGCUAGUAUUAAGGAUGGAAGAUUCCAUGAGCAAAAAUUUAGACUGAGGAAGUGUGGAUUAAAGCAUGUAAUUUAUAUGGUGGAAAGUUAUGGAAAAAACAAAUAUGUAGGCUUACCUGUACAGACUUUGAUGCAGGGUUUGGCAAAUACCAGAGUUCAAGACAAUUUCAAGGUCCAUGUGACUGAGUCUCUGACUCAUUCAGCUAGAUUUUUAGCUAUGAUGACUUUAAGAUUAACAUUUGAGUUUAAGGACAAAAGAUUAAAAGGACAUAACAAAGAAUCAUAUAAUGAUAUACUUAUGACAUUUGAGUUCUUCAAUAAGUCUUCAAUAAAAAAUAAGCCACUUUCAGUAACAGAUACAUUUAUAAAACUACUUCUUCAAAUAAAAGGUGUCUCCGUUGAAAAGGCUUUGGCAAUUACUAAUGUGUAUAAAACUCCAAUAUCUCUGAUAAAGGCAUAUAAACUUUGUACAGAGAAGGAGGGAGAAAUAUUAUUAGCUAACUUAAAAUGUGGAGUAACAACUCGAAAUGUAGGGCCUAGUGUGAGCAAAACUGUAUACCAACUAUUUAAAUUUGAAAUUAUUAGCUGAAUCUUACUUUCAAAUGAAAUUAUGUUGUAAAGAGUAAUAUUUUAUAUGUAAACAUUUUAGCAUAUUGUAGCAUAUAACAUGUGCUUAUCUUAUAAAAAUCAAGACUGUAUUUUAUAUAUUUUAAUAAACUA
This is a messenger RNA of Nymphalis io (European peacock), 1954 nucleotides long. RefSeq names its product crossover junction endonuclease MUS81 (gene mus81). Gene Ontology annotation, biological process: resolution of meiotic recombination intermediates; mitotic intra-S DNA damage checkpoint signaling; DNA catabolic process. Gene Ontology annotation, molecular function: crossover junction DNA endonuclease activity; DNA binding; 3'-flap endonuclease activity. Bases 90 to 1823 code for a protein of 577 amino acids. Gene Ontology annotation, cellular component: nucleus; Holliday junction resolvase complex. The record is from RefSeq and is a predicted model, not a curated record. The transcript is spliced from 3 exons. NCBI's taxonomy places the organism in Eukaryota, Metazoa, Arthropoda, Insecta, Lepidoptera, Nymphalidae.